Molecule: messenger RNA, 294 nt
Organism: Uncinocarpus reesii 1704
Lineage: Eukaryota; Fungi; Ascomycota; Eurotiomycetes; Onygenales; Onygenaceae
Exons: 1
Coding region: 1-294 (97 amino acids)
Source: RefSeq, a predicted model, not a curated record
AUGACGGAGGCAGCUGUGACUACGGCCGGCGAAGGGAGGACCCCGAGCAAUGGGGCAUCUGACGGCAUGACUCGUUCCACUUCGACAGAUGACAAUCCCGUCGCAACCAAAGAUAUGGUUAUGAAAAACAGCCAGACAACCUCAACGCCUGCAGACGGAGCUGCGGCACCUGCAAGUGCCAGCCCCAAAAAACGGCGCAAGGUGAAUCAUGGUGAGCUAUUAACUGUUUCUCAUCUUCUCCUACGCAAUGCUCUGGAGGGAUCGGCACAAUGGAAUGUGACAUACACACCCUGA